Messenger RNA from Quercus robur (English oak), 1056 nucleotides. RefSeq names its product transcription repressor OFP6-like. The record is from RefSeq and is a predicted model, not a curated record. The coding region runs from base 207 to 728 and encodes 173 amino acids. Lineage: Eukaryota; Viridiplantae; Streptophyta; Magnoliopsida; Fagales; Fagaceae. The transcript has a single exon. Gene Ontology annotation, biological process: negative regulation of DNA-templated transcription.
UAGUUUUACUCACAACAACUCUAGAAAACGACUCCUACCCAAAAUCACCUUCUUAUGCAUAUCUCUAAAACCAGAAGUUAUUUAUAUUUGAAAACGACUCCUACCAAGAACACCUUCCAAUCCAGCUUUGUACCUUCACAAAUUAACCUCUCUUUCUUAGCCGUUACUGUACACUGCAAAAGGGAUUCCAAUCCUCUCUCUCUCACAUGUCUUCCAACAAGAAAAACAUCCUUAAAACCAUCUUUACAGCAAAUGUAGCCUGUGGCUGUGCCAGACCAAAACCCUCAGAUGUAUUUGAACCAACUCGAAGGCCAAAAAUUUCCACCAAUAAUGAAAACCAAAAGCCUCGCACUUCUUCUUCUAGUUCCAGAAAUGGUGGGCUUUCAGUGGAUGAAGAAGAUUUGACCUCCUCAACAAUCUCUGAACCCGAAACCGAUAUUAAUCCCAGGAGUUCAAAGAAAAUCAGCAGCAGCAUCGCGGUGGAGAAGGAUUCAGAUAACCCUUAUCAAGAUUUUCGGCAUUCAAUGCUUCAGAUGAUAUUGGAGAAAGAGAUAUACUCAAAAGACGAUCUUCAAGAGCUUCUCAAUUGCUUUCUUCGGCUGAAUUCACCUUGUCACCAUGAUGUUAUCAUUAGAGCUUUCAAGGAGAUCUGGGACGAGGUUGUGUCACAUAGACUAAUUCUGCAGAAGCCCUCAGUUCAAGGAAACUCAAACUCACGUGAAUCCUAACUAUGCCACGUGUGAGAUGAGAUCCAUGUCAUGAGGACAUUGAAUUAGGAAGCUGCAAAGGAAGGUCACGCAAUUUCAUGAGUCAUCAAUACAAUGGGGUAUCUAGAAAUUUAAAGCUGCAGGCCAGAAGAGAUAUGAGCUGUGUGGUGGAGGCAUGGUGCUCGUUAUUAUUAUUGAUGGGGGAAGAGUUUUCUAUUUCUCUGGUUAGGAAAUUUUGAACUUUUUUUCUUCCUUGUACCAAUUUUUUCCUCCAUUGUCAAUUAAUGUCAUACUGUAAUCCAACAUGAGCUUUAACUACUAAAUGAAUGAACUGUCUAAUUUUAAAUGA